AUGUCCCAGCCAGAGGCCGAUUUCCGUGCCCAGUUUGGCAACUGGACAUCGAGAAAUAAUGCCUCAAGAUCAGCAGGUCCCCAAUUAUCCUCCUGGACAGAUUAUGUCAGAUCAAGCGCCAACGACCUUUAUGAGUCUCUCCCCACAUAUAACAACCCAGCGGUCGCUGCUCCUCAACAAGAGCCAUCUUGGUUUAAGCUAAGCAGGUUUGAAAAGAUUGUUGGCUUUGGAUGUUGUUUAGCAGCUUCCAUAUUCUGCUUUGUUUUCAGUUUCUUUAUGUUCCCCGUGCUUGCUCUCAAUCCCAGAAAGUUUGCAUUGCUCUGGACGAUGGGAUCGUUUUUGUUCGUUGUGUCUUUUGGUAUCCUACAAGGCCCUUAUGCUUAUAUCAGACACCUUACGAGCCGAGACAGAGUUGUCUUUUCGGGUAUCUUCUUUGGAUCCAUUUUCCUCACCAUGUAUUGUGCCCUUGUUCUCAAGAGCACCAUUUUGACCCUCUUUGCCAGUAUUGUUGAGGUCAUUGCAAUUGCAUACUACAUUAUCAGUUAUUUCCCCUUUGGUGCUACGACUUUGACCUGGUUCACAAGCUACAUGGUCGGCUACUUUGGUGGAAUAUUCUCAGCUAUCUUUUGA
This is a messenger RNA of Candidozyma haemuli, 630 nucleotides long. RefSeq names its product Sft2p (gene SFT2). Gene Ontology annotation, cellular component: membrane. The coding region runs from base 1 to 630 and encodes 209 amino acids. The record is from RefSeq and is a predicted model, not a curated record. The transcript has a single exon. NCBI's taxonomy places the organism in Eukaryota, Fungi, Ascomycota, Pichiomycetes, Serinales, Metschnikowiaceae. Gene Ontology annotation, biological process: vesicle-mediated transport.